AUGGGUGCCGAAACUUUGUACCGGAGGGAUACCCCUGGCGCUCGCGGGAGGCAAGAAAAGGCAGCUCCAGUCUUGACCCUUCGAGGAGGUCAACUGGAUGCUGGUACAAGUUCUGCACUUACCAAGAUGAUGCGAGUGCAUCGUUGGGUCGCCUUGACCAUUGGACUUGCCCUGGUAUUGGUACCACGGCGCAUGGAUCUUGGACUACUGUUUCCACGACCCUUGACACACUCGGAAGUCGUCUACUUGAAAGCUUGGGGUUUCUUUGUAUUAUGGCUAGCCUAUGUAGUGCAUCACACAUCCUCCGCUACACUUGAAUUCCAAAAGGUGAUUGCCAAAGGCCUUCUGGGUAUGUUCUCUGGAGAGAUCUUGUUGUACCUCAAUGAAUUUUUUCGAGGAGACAAGGACGAAUUGGCUCUGAAUGCGGCAUACAUUAUAAUAUUUUCAUCCCUGGCCAUAGGGUAUAGCUUUGCGCUCUGGAAGAGCUGA
Messenger RNA from Seminavis robusta, 489 nucleotides. The record is from the annotation of a GenBank genome assembly. Lineage: Eukaryota; Bacillariophyta; Bacillariophyceae; Naviculales; Naviculaceae.